AACUCCAAACACUAAAUCACCCUGCCAUUGAUUUGAAUCAUCUCCUCUUGUCAUGGCAUCUCCAUUUCUUCCACUUGCUCUCAUCAUCUCCCUCAUUUCCACUCUUGCCAAUGCAGCUCAAAGGCCUCCCUCUCCGGGCUACUACCCUAGCUCCCGGUAUCGCACCAUGGCCUUCUAUCAAGGUUAUAGGAAUCUAUGGGGUCCGGCUCACCAGAAUGCGGACAAUAACGGUGCCACCAUUUGGCUAGAUAGAAACUCGGGUGGAUUUAAGUCCGUCAAGCCAUUUCGUUCCGGUUACUUUGGAGCCUCCAUUAAACUCCAGCGUGGUUAUACAGCCGGAGUUAUUACAGCUUUCUAUCUUUCCAACAGUGAAGCUCAUCCGGGCUUCCACGACGAGGUGGACAUCGAGUUUCUUGGGACAACAUUUGGGAAGCCUUAUACUCUUCAAACUAAUGUCUAUGUGAGAGGAAGUGGGGAUGGAAGAAUUGUUGGGAGAGAGAUGAAAUUUCGUUUAUGGUUUGAUCCCACUCAAGAUUUUCAUCAUUAUGCCAUCCUAUGGACCCCUAAAGAAAUCACAUUCUUUGUGGAUGAUGUGCCGAUAAGGAGUUAUCCAAGAAAGAGUGCAACAACAUUUCCACUAAGGCCAAUGUGGGUUUAUGGAUCGAUAUGGGAUGCAUCAUCUUGGGCGACAGAGAAUGGAAAAUAUAAGGUCGAUUACCGCUACCAGCCCUUUGUAGGAAGAUUUACCAACUUCAAGGCCACCGGCUGCACCGCCUACUCCCCGCCCCGCUGCCGCCCUGUAUCUGGCUCCCCGUACCGGUCGGGCCGUCUGACCGGGCAGCAGGCUAGGGCUAUGCAAUGGGUGCAAAGUCACUAUUUGGUAUAUGACUAUUGCAAGGACUAUAAAAGGGACCAUUCCCUUACACCGGAGUGCUGGCGCUAAUUAUUUCGAAUUUUUAUUAUUAAUUACAAUAUUCUUAAAUAAAAAAAAGACUAAAG
Salvia splendens (bonfire salvia) is the source of this 999-nucleotide messenger RNA. RefSeq names its product probable xyloglucan endotransglucosylase/hydrolase protein 32. Lineage: Eukaryota; Viridiplantae; Streptophyta; Magnoliopsida; Lamiales; Lamiaceae. Gene Ontology annotation, biological process: cell wall biogenesis; xyloglucan metabolic process. Gene Ontology annotation, cellular component: apoplast; cell wall. Gene Ontology annotation, molecular function: hydrolase activity, hydrolyzing O-glycosyl compounds; xyloglucan:xyloglucosyl transferase activity. The coding region runs from base 53 to 943 and encodes 296 amino acids. The record is from RefSeq and is a predicted model, not a curated record. The transcript is spliced from 4 exons.